This is a messenger RNA of Branchiostoma floridae (Florida lancelet), 1624 nucleotides long. RefSeq lists its product as uncharacterized. The record is from RefSeq and is a predicted model, not a curated record. The coding region runs from base 266 to 1570 and encodes 434 amino acids. The transcript has 6 exons. NCBI's taxonomy places the organism in Eukaryota, Metazoa, Chordata, Leptocardii, Amphioxiformes, Branchiostomatidae.
CCUCCCGGUGCAUGGCGGGAAAUCCGUGCACACGGUUUGUGAUGUCACGCCUAGAAACCCCCUAGCGACAGGAACGCCGCCAGACGACCAAAACAACGCGCUCGCGAGCGGACCUCAUUCAGACAACACCACAGAAUCCAUGACGAACGCGUCACCAUGAAGAGCUGUUCCAUAUGGCGACAAAACUGCUGGAAGAAACGUCGGACUGUUCCCUAAAACUUAAUUAUAGGUAACGUGAUAUAGUUUACAUCAACUAGAAGCUGAAAUGGCGGUUCCGACCAUGUCCCACUUCAAAGCCAAGCGCACCCAGGCACUUCCCGACCGAAGUCUUUUCGGCACGACGUUAGAUUACGACACGAACUUGAAGAAAGCGCCGACGCCCGAACUGGAUAAGAUCGGGGACGAUCUCCUGCGACCGAACACGAAGUGGAAAGAACGCAUGCAGGUGACUGUCCCCUUCGCGACGACCGUGAGCGACGAGAAGAACUUGGCCACGCUGAGUUUGAAACAGGACAACGUGAGACAACUAGCGGGAGAUAUCCGAGGGCUGAGAGAACAGGCGCUGUACUUCCGCCCUGAACAAGUCUUGGAGCUACAGAACAUCAGAAGAAACUUGACCAAGGCGGCUGUGCGCGAAGAGCGUGAGAAAGAAGAACAAGCCUCCACCACAUCCACCGGCCGGUACUACGCCGACAUCAAACCCUCCUACCGGGACUUGGAACACAGCGAAGCCGUCAACAACGUGGGCAUAGGAAACACUGGACAGUACGACUGGCAUAGACAGGGACCCAAACGUGCGAAAGCGGCGCCCUAUAAAGUGAUUGGCGAUGUCUUCCACACAGGCAACUUUACCACAAGUAGGCAGGCAGAUCGAGGGUACGACAUGCCUUUACAGCUUAAAGCUUCACAACUCAGGACUUCGGACAGGCACAUGCUGGAAAAGACUAAGCAACCGAGGGUUGUAGAAUCCCACCACGUCCCCGCGAACAUACGGCACACGUACGGCACUAAGAUCACAAAGGAAGCUAUGCAAGAUGAAGAAUUGAAAUCAAAGGUGCUGAGAGAAAGAAGAAAGAAAACCCCCAGACACACCGCCCUCCCACCCCUUAAAGAUGACAUCACAGACCCCGUGUACACGGACCUCAGCAAUGUCAUCAGACUGGAUGUCCUGCCAGGGGCACCCUACCACACCAAGAGUGAGGUUGCCUCUCACUUCACUGUGGACGUCCACAAGAACGUACAGCGAGACGAAGACUACCUGAAGUUCGGGCGCAAAACGGACUACUUAGGACGGUGGACAGAGUCCAACGUGUACCACCAGACCAUGAAGAAGGUGUGGGACAAGUACAUAGCCGAGCAGCCCAAGUACCAGGCCAACCGCGAAAUCCUGCCGAGGGAAAAACCUAAACCCAAACCCCCGCCCAAGCCAAAAUCCAAGCCCAAGCCCAAAGCUCAAGACAACGGCAAAAAAGAGGAUCCACCACCACCACCACCCGAGGAGCCUCCACCUCCCCCUCCUGUAGAGGAGGAGAACUUCUGGGACUUUUAUGAUCAACCGUUAAAUCUAUAAAUAAGGCUUCGCCAAUUUCAUUUGUUGGUUAUCGGAUUGAAGAAAAAAAUACCU